GAGAGGCAACUUGUCCUGCAGCUCUUCUGCUCUAAAAGCGUCCAUCAGAAAGACAGAGCUCCCUCUCUGUGAGGAAAGGCAGAGGGGAAUCCCCUCUGGUGGAUGCUGCAGAGAUGAUGAGAAGCCUUUUCAUCCGCGCUGUUUCUCAGUCUCUCUGCGAGCCGCGUUAAUUACAGGGCCCGGGGCCGCUCUUUGAGCUCACCGCGCUCCUCCUGAGAAACAGCCGCGCGUGUCAUUCUCACGAGAGAAGGAGAGGAAGAAAAAACAAAAACAAACACAGAAGAAGGCGCACGCGCAGGAAGCUCCCGGAGCCCGUCUCGGGGAAAUAUUCCUGCGUGCCUGGAGUGAGUUCAGCCCACUCUCGGCGCAGGACGUCAGCUGGUUUUAACCACCAGAACCGGGAGGAUGUGGAGCGACGCAGCGCAGGAAACUUUCUGCUGGAGAGGAGGAGAGGCGCGUCGCUCCGCGGAAACCAUGGGAGACACUCACUAAACUCACUCCAGCUCGGACUCGCCAUGGCUGUGGACGCUGCCUCCAGUUUCAGUUUCUGCAGGCCCGCUGUGGAGUACAGGGCUCUGCCUGAGGACUUCAAGCACCAGCUGAGUCGGCGGACAGGUGGGAAUCUAACCUGGCAUGACGGCCGAGGACAGAAAACGGCUGGGGGAAGAACCGUGAAGCUUCUGCAGCAGCCGGGCACGGAGGUCCUGCAGUACCGCUCCAGUGACAAUUACGGCAUCUAUCACACGAGUCCAACGCAGCCCAGCCUGAUCCGGCCCGUCGUUCUCUGGUCGCAGCAGGAUGUCUGUAAAUGGCUGAAGAAACACUGUCCACACAACUACCUGACCUACGUGGAGGCGUUCUCGCAGCACGCCAUCACAGGCCGAGCUUUGUUGCGUCUAAACGGGGAGAAGCUGCAGAGAAUGGGUUUGGUGCAAGAGACGCUUCGGCAGGAGCUGCUGCAGCAGGUGCUGCAGCUCCAGGUGCAGGAGGAAGGGCGCAACCUGCAGCUGCUCAGCAGAGGUUCUUUUGGAAGAAUAUCUUAGCUGGAGAAACUGGACGCACUGAUGAGGAAUAAAUCCAUCCGAGCUGCAGAAUGAUGUUGAAAGAUUUUAACUCAACAUCGGCUUGACGGACAGACGCCAUCUUUACAGACUGUGAACUGUGAUGAAAAAAGCAUCAUGACAAUCUGAUCUCAUGUUGUACUGCUCUGAUUUCUGCUUAAUUGUUAUAUUCAUGUGUAUCUUUAAACAUUGUCUGAUUUUUUUAUGUCAACAAUUUAAUUAUUAAACAAAACUAUUAAAAUAC
Molecule: messenger RNA, 1305 nt
Organism: Xiphophorus hellerii (green swordtail)
Lineage: Eukaryota; Metazoa; Chordata; Actinopteri; Cyprinodontiformes; Poeciliidae
Gene: samd10a
Product: sterile alpha motif domain containing 10a
Exons: 5
Coding region: 516-1043 (175 amino acids)
Biological process (GO): cell surface receptor protein tyrosine kinase signaling pathway
Cellular component (GO): cytoplasmic side of plasma membrane
Molecular function (GO): protein binding
Source: RefSeq, a predicted model, not a curated record